This is a messenger RNA of Malania oleifera, 1921 nucleotides long. RefSeq names its product AP2-like ethylene-responsive transcription factor At2g41710. Gene Ontology annotation, molecular function: DNA-binding transcription factor activity; DNA binding. Bases 77 to 1474 code for a protein of 465 amino acids. Gene Ontology annotation, biological process: regulation of DNA-templated transcription. The transcript is spliced from 9 exons. The record is from RefSeq and is a predicted model, not a curated record. Lineage: Eukaryota; Viridiplantae; Streptophyta; Magnoliopsida; Santalales; Ximeniaceae.
ACACAAUGCAGUUGCUUCAACUACCCAAAGCACGGGCACCCUUGAGACCGCCAAAGUGACUUCGUUUUGGGGGACAAUGCCUGAUCUUAUUGGUGACUACAAAACGGCGUCGCUCUGGGAACAAAUUUCAGAACAGUUACUCGUGGCAAUGCAUUGUGUGACGUCGACAGCUUCAGAGGAAAUGGCUUCGUCUUCAUCUGAACCUAAUUUGAAAGCCGAAGGCGGCGGUGCUAGUAGCAGCGGCUGUGCCGCCGGCGCCGGCGGCGGAGGAGGAGAGACUUCCGAAGCUGGAGCAGGGAACGAUCAGCUUCUACUGUACAGAGGACUGAAGAAAGCGAAGAAAGAGAGAGGGUGUACGGCCAAAGAGAGGAUCAGCAAAAUGCCUCCCUGUGCUGCCGGUAAGCGCAGCUCCAAGUACCGUGGCGUCACCAGGCACAGGUGGACUGGUCGGUAUGAAGCUCACCUCUGGGAUAAGAGUACCUGGAACCAAAAUCAGAAUAAGAAGGGAAAGCAAGGUGCAUAUGAUGAUGAGGAGGCUGCAGCUAGAGCAUAUGAUCUUGCUGCCUUAAAAUAUUGGGGCCCUGGAACACUAAUUAAUUUUCCGGUUACUGAUUAUGCAAGAGAUCUUGAAGAGAUGCAGAAUAUGUCGAGAGAGGAAUACCUUGCCUCUCUUCGAAGAAAGAGCAGCGGUUUCUCAAGAGGAAUCUCCAAAUAUCGUGGACUUUCCAGUAGAUGGGAACCGUCGCUUGGUCGUAUUGGUGGAACUGAGUACUUCAAUAGCAUACAUUAUGGCGAUGAUGCAGUCACAGAGAGUGAAUAUAUAGGCGGUUUCUGUAUUGACAGAAAAAUUGAUCUGACAAAUUAUUUCAAGUGGUGGGGCACGAACAAAUCCCGCCAAGCAGAUUCUGUCAUGAAAUCAUCUGAAGAAACAAAACAUGGUUGUUCUGAAGACGUUGGCAGUGAACUUAAAUCAUUGGAAUGGACAGUUCAGCCGACUGAACCAUACCAGAUGCCUCGUUUGGGCACAUCCCAUGAAGGAAAUAGGCAUAAAAGGUCUACGGCUUCUGCCUUGAGCAUCUUGUCGCAUUCUGCUGCCUACAAGAGUUUGCAAGAGAGAGCAUCCAAAACGCAGGAAAAGAACACUGAUAAUGAUGAGAAUGAAAACAAAAACAAUGUCAGCAAAAUAGAUUAUGGAAAGGCAGUUGAGAAAUCAACAAGCCAUGAUUGUGGAAGUGACAGACUUGGGGUUGCAUUGGGAAUGGGUGGGGGACUGCCUAUUCAAAGAAAUAUGCUCCCAUUGGCUCCCUUCUUGUCUGCACCGCUUCUGACCAACUACAAUACUGUUGAUCCCUUGACUGAUCCUAUUCUUUGGUCGUCUCUUGUUCCCGUUCUCCCAACUGGACUUGGUCGUACAGCCGAGGUUACAAAGACUGAAACCAGCUCAACUUAUCCGUUCUUUAGACAGGGGGAAUGACAACAUUUCAUCCUUUAUUGUUCAACGACUUAGCUAGACAGCAGUUCCUUGCUUGGGUUCCAGCGUGGUUGUGCCUCCUAUGUACGGAAGGCAAGAAAGAAUUCAACACCACCAGAGUUCGUCUUGGAAAUGAGACACUUCUCCUUGCGCAUGCGUGCUGUUGUGAUGUAAGGGUUUAAGAAAUUAGGAUGCACAGAAAUGUAUAUGCAAAUUUAGAACACAUAAAGGGAAAUUUCUUUUAUUUAUUUAGAUAUAGCUGGUAUUAAGUAGCACGUAUACUAGGUUACACUGCAGAGUUGUAUGAAGUGGAAUUCUUUUCUUUUGUUAAAGAGAGGAAUUUUUAUUUUUAUCUUUUGGCUAUCUUGUAACUUACAUGUUGAGUUGAUGACAAAUUCUGUGAAACUUAUGGCUUUCACAUAGAGGAAAUGGGCACGUUAUCUUUGGUUC